AGCCCGCUCCUUUGUGAAAACGAGCCGGUCCGAGUGAGCAGCUGCUGCAGGCGCGCAGGCCUGUGCCGCACCCUUUCUGCUCCUCCCGGUACUCGGAUCAGUGCGCGCAGGUAACGACCAGCCCAACUACAGGAAGCAGCAGGAAAGUGCCAACCCAGGUGACGGAGACUAUCCACCGCGUGUGGGACUCAAAGAAAAGGCUGGAAUGGAGUCUGGAUGGAAAUAGAUAAAAGAAAAACACAAUAGCUUAGGAGAAUUGCUUUUUAUUUUGGCACCUCUGUUGGUGUUUUUUAAAAUCUUUGCGCCUCGAGGGUGUUGAAAGUGCGCAGGAGGAGCGCUCAGGUGCGCGUUGUUUCUCCACUCGACGACUUCUAAUCAGGAUAUACUUGACGAAGGAGUUCCCAAACGCCAGGAAAGAUUGACCAUCCAGUGUCCCACACAGCUGCACCCCGAAGGCUGCCGACUUCACACUGGAUCCCUCCGGUGCUCACCUGUCCAUCUCCAAACCACCGAAGCGGGCGAGCCUGAAUGCCGCCUUAGUCCUUCCCCUGUGCUCUCUGUCUGCAGCGCCGCCCUCCUCUCCUCUCUCCUCUCCGUCUCCUGCCUGAUCCCACGUCCGCCUUCGGUCUCAGCAUGGAUACCAACACCGCGGACAAGGAGGGAUGCUUCUUCAACCAGACCGUCAAGUUUUUCUACGAGGAGAGUGGCAAGAACAUCAGCAACCACUGGCGCAAACGUGACUAUGUGAUUGUCACUCUGGGAAUGACAGUUUGCUUCGUUGUUAUUUUUUCCAACCUUUUGGUCAUUGCGGCCAUUUUCAAAAACCGACGCUUUCACUUUCCUAUCUACUACCUGUUGGGUAAUCUGGCUUUGUCAGACCUUUUCUCAGGUGUCUCCUACCUCCACUUGAUGUUUCAUACCGGUCCCUGGACCAUUAAGCUGUCCAAGUACCAGUGGUUUGUGCGUCAGGGGCUGAUCGACACCAGCCUGACAGCCUCGGUCCUCAACCUCCUGGCCGUCGCCGUGGAGCGACACCAAACCAUCUUCAACAUGCAGCUGCACAGUAAGAUGAGCACCCGGCGUGUUUUCGUCAUCAUGGUGUUCAUCUGGCUGCUAGCGAUAAUCAUGGGUCUGGUUCCCACCAUGGGCUGGCACUGCCUGUGCGACCUGCCCAACUGCUCCACCAUGGCGCCGCUGUACAGUCGCAGCUACCUGGUGUUCUGGGCCCUUCUCAACUUGCUGACCUUCUCCAUCAUGGUGGCUGUCUACACCCGGAUCUUUAUUUACGUGAGGCACAAGAGCAAGCAGAUGUCUCAGCACACCACCCAGCAAAGACACAGAGAAACGGUGUUCAACCUGAUGAAGACCGUCUCCAUGAUCCUGGGCUGCUUUGUGAUCUGCUGGACGCCCGGCCUGGUCGUGCUGCUGCUCGACGGUCUGGGCUGCGACAAGUGUCAGGUGCUCCGCUUUGAGAAGUACUGCCUGGUGCUGGCCGAGUGCAACUCCUUCGUCAACCCAAUCAUCUACUCCUUCAGGGACAAAGACAUGAGGAGGACCUUCAAGGAAAUCCUAUGCUGCCUGUGCCGGCGGAGCAGAAGAAACGGAGGCACCUCUGAAGUUCACUUUAACACCGUGGAGCACGAGAAGUGUCAUAGCGUCGACCUGAUAGAGAGGAGCAAUGGGACGCCUCUCAUCUCUGAGAAGAAGAACAAGAAGAAGAAGACACCAGAAGACGUCCCUACCUCUUCAGAAAACUGGAAGUAACUCAUGCAUUUUCGAUACGCUCAUGAUGUGCGUACACACACCUGACAGCUGAGAUCCACCGAUCCGUGUACGCACAUACAGACGAGCCUCAGGAGGUGUGGCGGGAGUCAAAAGGGAUUUACUUGUUCCAGUUGGAUUUGUACCCCUGCUGCCAGCAGACGUUGGUCACUUUGUCUCAUGAAGCCAUGAGGAUUAACUUCUCACAUUAGUUGGCCAAAAUGACAGCUGGUGUAUCUUCUAAUUUCAACAAAAGUGCUCCGUUGUCAACACCCAGCGACACGAGGAGACAACAGACAUUUACGCAACAUGAGGGACGUGUGAGAGCUCAUUUCCUGAGGAGACACAAAUAAACCUCCCGUUUUUUCCCCUGAAGGGGGAAGACGAAGAACACCUGGAACAAGCUUCAUGGAAGAACUGACUCAAAAUGUGUGGACAAGUCGCAGAGCAUGUGAUUGUUGAUGCCAACGAGGAAGAAGUCCAGCACCUGUAAAGUCCACUCAUCACAGCUCAUGUUCUGAUACAAGUUUGAAUUGUGUAGUAAAUCCUCUUUCAUGAAGAUUCUAAAGUUUUUCUGAAACGGCUUUUGAAGUUGUUGUGUGAUCAGAGGUGAACCCCGUUCUCUAGUCUGGACAAAAUAAUAGAAACCCUCUGCUGUGUAAUGAAAUACAGCUCGACCUCCAGAAAGUGAUCAUCAAAUCAAAUCAAGUUCACAGUCAUUGUUCUGUACACACCCAGUAGUACAGGCAAGAUGAGAGGGCGACGGUGCAGCUGAAUAAACGCCUUCACAAAGGGACGAUUCACAUCAGGACUGUUGACGCAGACUGCAUUAGCUUUAGCUGAGUGUUAACUGGCAGCUGGGUGUUUAGCUAAUGGUUGGGAAUCUGAUGAUGUCGAGGUUCAUUUAUAUAAAAAAAAAGAUAUAAGCUCAGAGAAAGGUCAACAUCAGUCAUUAAUAAGGCUGUAAAGAAUUAGAAGGCGUAGCUGAUGCUAUGUUUGGGGUUAAUAAACCGUUUCUUAAUGCUUUUGUGAUCACAAAUGAGUUAUUAACCUGAUGUUUGGGUUUCCAAAUUGUGUAACUUGCUCAAUUUUUUUUUAAUCUUCAGUUCACACAGGAGGCCCUCUCGUAGACGGAUCAGCCAUUUGCAGAGCGAUCACGUGAAAAAUCUGUUUCCUAGAAGCUGCUGCCUUUUAAAGGCUCGAAGCUUCGUACUGUCCAGAUGGGUGCUGGCUUUUAUAUGGUUCUUUCUGUUUCAUUUUAUAACUGCCACAAUCCCUUUUUACAACUAAAUAUACUGGAUUUUAUACUUCUGAAUUGAAGACCUAAAAGAUUAAUACAGUCACAGCUUUUCCUCACUGAUUUGCUGCAUACUUUUAGUCUAAAUUUUACUAUAAUUGGGUUAAAAACUCACAACCCUUGUCAAGAUAAAUACAAAAAGCGAAGAGGAUAAACGGCCAAUACUAAGUAGAAUACUCACCACAUGGGAACCCAAAGCUAGCUUUUAUUUAUGGCUUGUUAUUGAUGUAAAAGUAAGCUAUUUAUGAACAUUAACAAAGCCUUUAGUCAGAACAUUUAACCCCGCUACAGCCUCUCUGCAUUUGUUUUAUACAAAUCAACGUCUUCUUGGGUUAGAUUGCUGCAAAAUUGUACAUGUUGGAUAUUUUAUACUUUUUUUUUCCCCCCAAUGUUUUCAAGUGUAAAAAAAUAAUGUGUGUUGGGUCAUUUCUGCCGCUCACAAAGUGGAUGUUUUCUUGAUGUUGCUCUUAAAUAUCAAAGCAAACACACUGGCUUGUAAUUUAACGGCUUUAGUGGCGACUGGGGUUUGAGUUCAGAGCCUCUGAACUGUUUUUGAUUCACAGACGACAGAUAAUGCUACAAGCCGUUCCUUCCUCUUGGCUCUAUUCUUGUUGUGUGUGUUUUUGUGUGUGUGUGCUGCUGGUAUCAUGUAAACUGCCUCUGUGCUGGACUAACACAUGACACAAUAUUGUAAAUAGUUUGUGAUCUACAACUUUAUUUAUGAUCACAUUCUGACAGUAGAUCUAAUGUACAGUAUGUAGUGCAGAUUUGCCGUCAGAGACAAUUAAACAUACAAGUUUGUCAGGAUGACGCCACAAAUGUCUGUUACCUUGUUAUUAAGCGUGAAUAACUGAACAAAAAACAUGAAGUUUUAGCUGAUUAUGCAAGUAUCAAGUGAAACUGACAUGAAAAUGUUAAUAGGAAGGAACCUUUAUGGAUGUAUGUUGUGUUUUGUGUCUCGCUGUGAUCAUCUACUUCUCAGUAACUCUGUGAUGCCAUUAAAAACAUUGUGUAUCUCUCUCUCA
Molecule: messenger RNA, 4083 nt
Organism: Stegastes partitus (bicolor damselfish)
Lineage: Eukaryota; Metazoa; Chordata; Actinopteri; Pomacentridae
Product: lysophosphatidic acid receptor 2-like
Exons: 5
Coding region: 634-1764 (376 amino acids)
Biological process (GO): G protein-coupled receptor signaling pathway
Cellular component (GO): membrane
Molecular function (GO): lysophosphatidic acid receptor activity
Source: RefSeq, a predicted model, not a curated record